Molecule: messenger RNA, 994 nt
Organism: Sciurus carolinensis (gray squirrel)
Lineage: Eukaryota; Metazoa; Chordata; Mammalia; Rodentia; Sciuridae
Product: protein FAM187B-like
Exons: 1
Coding region: 1-717 (238 amino acids)
Source: RefSeq, a predicted model, not a curated record
AUGUUGGCCGCCCUGUGUCUGGUUAGUUUCUCCUUCCCCAUGCUGUGGGCCCAGACAUUCAUCAGCUGUUCCUACAAGAGUCAGUGCCAGCAGGCCCUGCUCUCGGGCAAUGACAUUGUCCUGCGUUGUGACCAUAAGAAGGCACUCUGGUAUUUUUCUUCCAUUAUUGGGGAGAAUAUGGUCCUGCUUAACUCACGGCCUAAUAUAAAGAAACUGCCAGGGGGCAGCCUGCAGCUGAGCGACCCUCAGCCCUCGCAGGCAGGCCUCUUUCGCUGUGAGGACGAUGCAAAUGGCCUCCUAGUGGAGUAUGAGAUUGACUUCCAGGAUGCCACCACCCUGCAUAUUACACACAAAGACCUGGGCCAAGAGCCCCUGCAGAAUGAGACUCUGAAACUGGGUGGCGAGGUACUUGUUUUUACCCACUGGAAGCCCUGGCAGGACUGUAACCGCUGUGGGGAGCCAGGCGAACGCAAACGCCUGGGGUACUGCUAUGUUGAGGAACCCCUGGAAACACCCAUGCCCUGCCGGCUCUAUCUGAGAGACGAGAAGGUACAGUACAGCCGCCUGCGGCCCGAGAUGCAGGUGGAAGGCUGCUUUGUGCCCUGCGACCCCGACAAGGAAAUCCAACAGCCAUUCUUCAUCUUUGACAUUUACCAGCUGGGCAAGUUGACCAACCCCAUGUGGCUUACCUGCCCUUUGGCUUCCAUCUACAGGUGACAGGACCAGGGCAGCAGCCCUACCCUUGGCCCUCACCCAAGCUUUGUUUCCUAUGCCCACUGGGUUUGCCCUCCGAUAGAAAAUCAGGCUCUUUCUUCCAGCCAUAAGCUUCAUGGUCCGUCUGUGCAGGAAGCGGUCUGUUCACUGCGUGGCUCAGAUGUUCACUCAGCAAGAAUUCCCAGAGGCUGCCUCUGAACUGGGCCCUGGGCCAGUGACGGUGGUACAGGGUGACAGCUUAAAAAAAGGCCGAGUCUUCGCCCACUUAGGCACCUGCCAU